Messenger RNA from Fomitopsis serialis, 796 nucleotides. RefSeq lists its product as uncharacterized. Bases 73 to 585 code for a protein of 170 amino acids. Lineage: Eukaryota; Fungi; Basidiomycota; Agaricomycetes; Polyporales; Fomitopsidaceae. The record is from RefSeq and is a predicted model, not a curated record. The transcript is spliced from 6 exons.
CAGUCUGCCACGCUCAAGCGGUUCAGUGCUGCGCGAGGACUUCAUACACUACAGUACAUCACUCUUUCCACUAUGGCUCGCAUUCGCAGAGCGAAAAGCCAAGAAAAGGCCGCAGAAGCCGAAGAAAGCAGUUCCGAAUCAGAGACCCUAGCGUUCACGGAAGAAGAGCAAUGGCGGAUCAAACCUCCGGAAGAGGACGAGGAGGGCUUGCCCCUGGCUGAAGAGAUCUUCAACGCGACGCUCUUCAUCAUACCCAUGUCCUUCCUGUUAUUGCUGAUGGAAAUUCUGGUGCAUUGGCAGUACGGGAAGCGGCCCACGUAUCAGGCGUUGGCGGAUAGGAUGCUUCCGGGAGUGCCUAUCCUGUCGAUAUUCAUCUUCUACACGGCCCGAUACAAGCGCUUCCGCUGGAUGCAGUUCCUGCUCUUCAUCCUCUCGCUCGCGGUAGGCCCGCGCCUCAUCUGGCUCAUCAACAUGGCCUCCUGGCGGGUCGUCAUGCAGCAGGUCACUAGAUCUGGGGCCCGCUUUGCCAGCUUGGUCAUCAUUGGCAGCUGGCUGUGGUACUCCGGCAUGAAGAUCAUCCUCUAAGCCGUGGACUAGUGCCCGCUGGCCCACGCGCACGAUACAGCGUGGCGCGUUCUUCUUCAUGCAUAACUCUCCGGACUAUGAAAUCUUCGCUCCAGAUGUUCGUUAUAUCUCACCGCUGCCAAUAUAUUCGAUGCCGCCCGUUCAGGGCCCCGAUCGUCGACCGUACCCGCCGCAAGCUAGGACCGGUCAGUCCCGCGUCUAGACUAUACAU